This is a messenger RNA of Cetraspora pellucida, 291 nucleotides long. NCBI's taxonomy places the organism in Eukaryota, Fungi, Glomeromycota, Glomeromycetes, Diversisporales, Gigasporaceae. The record is from the annotation of a GenBank genome assembly.
AUGCCCAGAAGAACCAAAAAUACAUCUGUCUCUUCCAAAACAAAGUCUCUUGAAAAUAAAAUAGCCAAUUUAGAAGCCGAACAACUUCAACUGGUUGAUGUCUUACGAAGUAAUUAUAUAAUUUCAACUAAACUUUCUCGAAUGACGGCUGAGAGAAAUACCUUUAGAGUGAAAGUGGCAAACUUAGAAGACGAAGUAAUAGAAUUACGAAGAUGGAAAAGAGAAAAAGAAAGUGGAAAAAUAAUCAUUGAAUCUGUCAGUACUAAUCAAACUUUAACCACGCUUAUAUGA